Molecule: messenger RNA, 543 nt
Organism: Durusdinium trenchii
Lineage: Eukaryota; Dinophyceae; Suessiales; Symbiodiniaceae
Source: the annotation of a GenBank genome assembly
AUGUCAGCCUCCAAACUCGAGAAGACCGUUGUGAACCUUGAGAAGCGGCUGAAGCAGGAGUUCCAUGCGGAGAUGCAGCGGGAGCUCAAGCAGCACACGGCUGGGCUCGAGGCUCGGCUCAGCACGUUGGAAGCGCAGCUGAAGAAGAUCCAGACGGAACCCCUCGUGGUGUGCGACAUUGACCGGGUCUCGGACAUCGUGGAGGAGCGGCUGGAUCGGGGGGACCUGAACCUCCCAGAGGCGCACCUGGCGCUCGAGGCCAAGGAGUCCGUCGCUCCGCUCGAGCUGGACGCCGUGGCGCCGGAGGGCGGAGAGGAGGUAGAGAAGCCGAUGGAACACACCCCUGAGGAGGAGGAGGUGGAAGAGCCGGUGGCGUUCACCGAAACGGCGUGGAACUUGGUGCUGGUGCUAGGCCUGACGGGGUCGGGAACUCUGGAUGCCUGCAUCGCGUGUUUGUUGCUGAUCUGCUCAGCAGCCAUGCAGAUCACCUUCAGCGUGCCUUGGAAACGAGUUCUUGGGGGAACCCUUCCACGAGCAGAUUGA